Tachysurus fulvidraco (yellow catfish) is the source of this 3235-nucleotide messenger RNA. Its product is annotated as sialin. The transcript is spliced from 12 exons. The coding region runs from base 356 to 1939 and encodes 527 amino acids. The record is from RefSeq and is a predicted model, not a curated record. Lineage: Eukaryota; Metazoa; Chordata; Actinopteri; Siluriformes; Bagridae. Gene Ontology annotation, biological process: transmembrane transport; monoatomic anion transport. Gene Ontology annotation, molecular function: transmembrane transporter activity.
CGUUAAAGCGGGUUUGUUCACACAGAGCAACUGCUGCGCACAUCCAGCCUUAUCCAAGUAGUGUACUUCUUUGCUUUCCGAUAUCUGCUUGUUUAAGAUUUGUUUCAUUGAACAUACCUCUACUAGUAACAACAAUAACAAUGUGAACGACUCACUGGUUAUUUCCAAUGCAGCCUGUACUUACUAAUACAAACAUCUUUUAAAAGAAUGUGGAGAACAUGAGUAGGUGAAAAAGUUAUCAAACUGGAUCAGUGAUUAUCUACAAUAAACCUCAACCUGGAGGGUUUUUAUUUGGACUUGUGGACGAUAUGGUUUGAUGAGCACAUCUUAAAAUUGUUGCCCUUGAACAUUUAUAAUGGCCCUACGUGAUGGAUGGUCUAGUCCCUCAACUGUGGAUGAUACAUUUUUCGAUCAGGAAGGAGAGGAAACACCACUGCUGCAUAAACACACAGGACAACAUACAGUAUCUCCUCAGUGCUGCUCUGUGCGAUACAACCUGGCCUUCAUGAUGUUCCUCGGCUUUGCUGUUGUGUACGGGCUCCGGGUCAAUCUCAGUGUCGCCAUGGUCGCUAUGGUCAAUACAACUGGUAUCCAGCCGGUGUUUAAUGACAGUGAAUCAAAGGAAUGUCCAGCAUCUUCUACUACCUCUAACAGUAGCAAUGAAAACCUUGAUCAGCCAGAUGGGAUACCAAGAUACCAAUGGAAUCCUCAGACUCAGGGAAUGCUGCUUGGUGCUUUCUUCUUUGGGUAUCUAUUCACCCAAGUUCCCGGGGGAUACCUGUCAGGUCUCUGUGGGGGGAGUAAGUUCCUGGGAGGAGGGGUUUUGGGUACAGCAAUCCUCACUAUUCUUACUCCUCUGGCUGCUCAGCUUGGGGUCAAUUGGCUGUUUGCUCUAAGAGCUCUGGAGGGCUUUGGAGAGGGUGUGACAUUCCCUGCCAUGAUGGCUAUGUGGGCCUGCUGGGCACCUCCAUUGGAGAGAGCUCGUCUGAUGACUAUCUCAGGAGCAGGAGGAAAUUUUGGUGCUUUUGUUGCUUUCCCUCUUACAGGCUUCAUAUGUCACAGUAUGGGCUGGCCUGCAGUCUUCUACUGCUGUGAAAUCACUGGCAUGGCGAUCGGUCUUUAUUCUUACAUUUUGCCACCAGGGGGCGCAGGAUGUCUUUGGGCAGUAUUGUGGUUCAUCAUGGUGUCAGAUGAACCUCGCACACAUCCAAGAAUAAGUGACAGAGAAAAAGAAUACAUUAUCAACUCUAUAGGCUCAGAGGGAGGUUCUCACGGAUGGUCGGUGCCGUUGUUGCCCUUGUUGCGCUCAGGCCCUCUCUGGGCCAUCAUCAUCACACAGAUGUGUGCUAACUGGUCUUAUUACACUCUGCUUACCUCGCUGCCUACCUACAUGGACACAAUUCUGCACUUUGACCUGCGCCAGAACUCCUUCCUGUCAGCAUUACCCUACUUGGGUGGCUGGUUGUUCUCUCUCCUCUCAGGUGUGUGUGCAGACAAACUUUUGGAGAAGGAGAUACUAAGUGUAACGUCUGUCCGCAAAAUCUUCACUUUUGCAGGCUUGCUCAUCCCAGCAGUACUCCUGGUUGCUGUUGGAUUCUCUGGGUGCAGUGGCGUCCUGGCUGUUACCUUUCUCACACUCUCCAGCACUUUUGGGGGCAUCAGUUCAGCUGGAGUCUUCCUAAACCAGAUUGAUAUUGCUCCUCAGUAUUCUGGCUUUCUGCAAGGGAUCACCAACACUUUUGGCACAAUCCCAGGAAUACUUGCACCGGUGAUAACGGGUCAACUUACCAAAGAUCAUACUCUGAUGGGCUGGAGGAAGGUUUUCUAUGUGUCAGCAGGAGUGAAUGUAUUUGGAGCCUUAUACUACACACUGUUUGGCAGUGGAAAGAUCCAAACUUGGGCUCUAAAGGAGAACAAAGAGACAGUCGGUACACUGUGAACCUUUUCUGCACUAUAUUUAAAUUAUUGACUUGAAUUAUUAAAUGACAUUUAUUAAUUAAUGUUCUUAAUAUAGUACACAAAAAAAUAAUAAUAUGUGAAUAAGGGAAGCAGUAUGUUUAACUGUAUAUUUGUAUAGAAUCCAUUAUAAAUGUGGUUCAUUUGAAAGUAGGGACCAUUAAGGACAUUUCCUGGGAAUAACUAUUGCCUCUUAUAAUACUGGAAUGCUGCUACAUUUCAUUUGAUUUAAUAGAAAAACAUAAAACAACAGCACCACCUUUACAGUGUGUGCCCAUUCUUACACAAUGUCAUUUUUCAAACCAUUUUGUUUACUUCAACAGUUUCUAAACAUGUAUAGAAACAUAUCCCUUUCUUACUCUCUUAUGUUUUUACACUUUUUAAAAAUGUUUAAUAUCUUAAUGUUUUAAGCCACUGAAUACAAUAACUGUAGCAUUGAAACAUUGGAGUUUUAUAGCAUUUUAGAUACAACUUUACAUACAAGCGUUUUUUUUACGGAUCCUGUUCAUGGAAACUUUUGGUUUUAUUUGUUGAUUUAAAAAUGUUUGUACCUGUUAUAUUUUUGCUAUAUUUUAUAUGGCUUUUAACAUAUAACAGCUUUAAUAUUAGUAACUGGGAAUGCAUUAUGGCUUGUGCUAAAGGAAAAUGAAAGAGUAUUCUGUAUAUGAGGCUGCAUAGCACAUUAAUCAACCUGUUCUUGUCAUAAGUAGUUAUAGUUUAACUGUUCAUUCUGUUGAUAAAGCAAGACUCUACAACAGAUUUCUAUGUAUGCUGGUAUUUUUUUAAAGCAUGAUUAACCAAAAGGUUUUUUAAUGAGAAAAAUCAUUACAAGCUCCUUGUUUUUGUUGUACACUGCCAAUCUGUUUCACAUGAUCACAUCAGUUUGAGUGAUAAGCAUGUGAUCCUGAUGGGAUACAAACAAGGGAAGUAGGUUGGGUUUAUUUUAAUAAUAGAAAAUUAAGUGAUGUCAAUGCUAAAGAAUGUGAAGACGUUACACACAUGAUACACCAGCUGCAUAAAUACCAUAAUAAUUUUUUUUUGAAUAAUAUAACAAUAUUGAUUAGUACUGGUAGUCUAUUUACUGAUCGUGCUUUCAGUACUGCUUUUUUCACAGUGUAAUAAUUUAAUUAUUAAUAUUAAUUUAUUAAUUUAUAAAGCAUUUUUAAUGAAUGCUUUAGCAGCCACAAAAAAUAAGGAAGGCUUAUAAGUAGGCAUUAUGGUAGGCUCAAUAAAGCUCUCUCAUUUACCUAAUUAUAAAUAUUAAAGAAUGUUAAAGAAA